AUGGCUGUGACUCGUGUUAUUGCCGUCAUAAUUAUAUGUCUUGGUUUUUCAACGAACAAUCAUUGUCUAUCGAUGGUCAUUCCAUCGGCAACAACAAUCACAGAUGAUGAUAUCUCGAACAUUACAACAGCAUCAACAGUAACAAUAACUUUUCCUACGACAACAACAAUAGACACUACAGAAAUCAAUCGAACAGUACCACCAACAUCGACACCAAUUCUACAUGUACGAAUACGUGUACAGAAUUCAUUAAUUGAAACAUUUGCUACUGAAAAACAAUUAGAUUUACUUGAAAUUCAAUUAAAACAACGACAUAUACCAUAUCGUCAAGUAAAAGAUAGUAAGGAUGGUAAAACAAUCAUUAUUGGACCAUUUCAAAAGUUAAAUAAUUUAACAGCAACUAUGAUGAUAUUUAAUCAUACACGUUUUCAUAGAAACUUUACUAAAAUGAUACCGGUUAAACCAUCAAUAAUUGAUAAGAAAAAUGAAACAAAUAUAACAAUUCUAUCUGAUGAAAUAAAAGCUGAAACAGAACAUUUUCCAUUAAAUCUUGAAGUACAUGAACAUCAUCAUGCUCACGAUCAAGAAUCGUAUGAAUUUCGUAAAUGUCUUGACGUAUGUAAAAUCUAUCAAGACAAUGAGCUAAAACCUGAUCAUAAUUGUAUUCGAAAAAAGUGUCUUAAAGAGAUUACGGGAAUUUGA
Rotaria socialis is the source of this 702-nucleotide messenger RNA. NCBI's taxonomy places the organism in Eukaryota, Metazoa, Rotifera, Eurotatoria, Philodinida, Philodinidae. The record is from the annotation of a GenBank genome assembly.